This is a messenger RNA of Durio zibethinus, 825 nucleotides long. The record is from RefSeq and is a predicted model, not a curated record. Lineage: Eukaryota; Viridiplantae; Streptophyta; Magnoliopsida; Malvales; Malvaceae.
AUGGUUAAGUACCUUGGUGAGCAAUUAUCCGGUAUUGUUUCUUCCGUAAAUGGGUGGUUUCAAUCAUAUGGAUAUCACGAUGUCAAGCCUCCUAUUAUUUACGGUGAUGUGAGCCGCCCCAAUACCAUGACAGUUUUUUGGUCUUCAACAGCUCAAAGUAUUCCUAGACAAUCUAUGAAAGAAGUGCUUAUUGAACUUGUUACGACUCUGAAUUGGUCUUUUGUGGGAAUCAACCAACCAAGACAUGAACGAUGUUACCAGAUUGUCUUAGCCAUUAAGUAUGAGGUUAAGGACCUUGAGAAGGCUAGCAUUAAGAUUGAUGCUGCUAUAAAAGCCCAAUGGAAUGCCAAGUUUGCUGAACGUGUGAACUACAAAGAGGAAGCUGCAGAGCUCAAGUCAAUCAUCACUCGUGGACUACCAUUUGGUUGGGAGAAGGCACUUUCAACAUGCACUCCAAAGGGCCCAGCUGGUGCUACAAAAAAUCUCUUUCAACAAAAUAUCGAUACAUUUGUGGAAGUACUCCCUGGUUUUCUUGGUGGAAGUGCAGGUCUUGCUUCUUACAACAUGAUUUUGCUUAAAAUGUAUGAUGAUUGUCAAGACACCUCUGAGGAAAGCAAUGUUAGAUUUGGUGUUAAGGAACAUGGAAUGGGAGCCAUCUGCAAUGGCUUCGGCCUUCGCAUUCUUGGCCAGAUUCCAUACUUUGUUACUUUCUUUGUCUUCACUGACUACAUGAGAGCUGCUAUAAAAGCACUUGGAAGUGCAAUUGAUGAUUGUAAUAACAUAGGCAUACUGUGUGGUCACAUACCAGACCUUGAAAGGCGUUAA